Messenger RNA from Vitis vinifera (wine grape), 5144 nucleotides. RefSeq names its product pleiotropic drug resistance protein 1. Gene Ontology annotation, molecular function: ATP hydrolysis activity; ATP binding; ABC-type transporter activity. Gene Ontology annotation, cellular component: membrane. The coding region runs from base 622 to 4950 and encodes 1442 amino acids. Lineage: Eukaryota; Viridiplantae; Streptophyta; Magnoliopsida; Vitales; Vitaceae. The transcript has 24 exons. The record is from RefSeq and is a predicted model, not a curated record.
UUUUUUUUUUUUUGACUUUUGCCCUGCUCCUUCCAGGUCCAUAUUGAAGAGAUGAUCAGCUUAGCCAAGAUUUGACUUCAUUCCCAAGUGUGGUUUUAUUCUUGGAGUUGGGAAAAAACCACCAUUGUUCUUCUUAUUUAGAAUAUAUAUAUAUAUAGCUCUGAAUUGUCCUUUUAGCUCUUACUAAUUUGGGUUUGGCUAAAAAGUCUGAAUCAAAUUGAGGAUAAAUGAUAUUCCUGGAUGAAUUGAAUUGAUUGUUACGGAUUUGUAGUUCAAAUUCCACUGCCCAUUCAAAAAUAGCUUCAGUACUCAAUUUUCUCUUCUGUACACACCACCUUCAAUAUUUUAGACAUUCUCUGUGUUUCUUUCAUCACUGGAUUAUAAAAAAAGAAAACUAUAUAUGAAAUGUUUACUACUAUAUAUAUAGGCCUAUCUAGCAGCAAACUCCUCAAACAGAGAGUUAAUUUUUCUCACAAGUCCUCCCCCUGAGGAACAGAAAGAGAAAAAUGGAAUCAGAGAGAAUUUUUGAGACAGAAGAUAUUCACAUUUGAGUGAUUUGAGUUCCAUCAGCACUAGAAUUCAUUAACCAAACAGUCUGUACUGUGGAAUAGGUUGGUGCCAAUGGAGAGUAGUGAUAUUAGCAGAGUAACUAGUGGACGUAUUACUGCUUCUAACAUACUCAGGAACAGCUCUGUGGAAGUUUUCUCGAGGUCUUCUCGGGAAGAAGAUGAUGAAGAAGCCCUGAAAUGGGCUGCUCUCGAGAAACUGCCUACAUUCCUUCGUAUACAGAGAGGCAUCCUCACUGAAGAAAAGGGCCAGACAAGGGAAAUUAAUAUAAAGAGCCUUGGGUUGCCAGAGAGGAAGAAUCUGAUCCAGCGGCUUGUGAAGAUUGAUGGGCAUGAUAAUGAGAAGUUCUUGUUGAAGCUCAAGGAGCGGAUUGAUCGAGUUGGACUUGAUAUUCCAACGGUUGAAGUUCGAUUCGAGCACUUAACAGUUGAUGCAGAGGCUUAUGUUGGAAGCAGAGCAUUACCCACUAUAUUCAACUUCUCAGCAAAUAUUUUGGAGGGGUUCUUGAAUUAUCUUCACAUUCUUCCUAGUAGAAAGAAACCCUUCUCAAUCCUCCAUGAUGUUAGUGGAAUCAUCAAACCUCGCAGAAUGACUUUGCUUCUAGGACCUCCAAGCUCUGGGAAGACUACACUGUUAUUAGCUUUGGCAGGAAGACUUGGUUCAGAUCUGAAGGUUUCGGGCCGAGUUACCUACAAUGGCCAUGGAAUGGAUGAGUUUGUUCCACAGAGGACUUCAGCUUAUACAAGUCAAUAUGAUCUUCAUGCUGGAGAAAUGACAGUGCGAGAAACAUUAGAUUUUUCAGCUAGAUGUCAGGGGGUUGGAGGCCUUUCUGAUAUGUUAGCCGAAUUAUCAAGAAGAGAGAAGGCUGCAAACAUUAAGCCUGAUCCUGAUAUUGAUAUCUACAUGAAGGCUGCAGCACUAGAAGGGCAGAAGACCAGUGUAGUCACAGAAUAUAUGCUCAAGAUUCUAGGACUUGAAAUCUGCGCCGAUACAUUGGUGGGGGAUGUAAUGAAACAAGGCAUAUCCGGCGGACAAAAAAAGCGACUCACAACAGGGGAGAUACUGGUUGGACCAGCCAGAGCACUUUUCAUGGAUGAGAUAUCAACUGGUUUGGAUAGUUCAACAGCUUUUCAGAUUGUAAAUUCACUCAGGCAGUCCAUCCAUAUUCUUAAUGGAACUGCUCUUAUCUCUCUCCUCCAACCAGCACCAGAAACAUACAACCUAUUUGAUGAUAUAAUUCUCCUUUCUGAUGGAAAAAUUGUGUAUCAAGGUCCCUGUGAAAAUGUGCUCGAGUUCUUUGGAUACAUGGGCUUCAAAUGUCCAGAAAGGAAAGGAGUGGCUGACUUCUUACAAGAAGUGACAUCAAGGAAGGAUCAAGAGCAGUACUGGGCGCGUAAGGACGAGCCUUAUAGCUACGUUACUGUCAAGGAAUUCGCUGAAGCGUUUCAAUCAUUUCAUAUUGGUCAGAAACUAGGUGAUGAGCUUGCUGUGCCAUUCGAUAAGACCAAAGGCCACCCUGCUGCUUUGACAACCAAAAAAUAUGGUAUUAGCAAGAGAGAACUGUUGAGAGCUUGCACAUCCAGGGAAUUCUUGCUUAUGAAGAGGAAUUCAUUUGUCCUUUUUUUUCUUUUUUUUCAGCUUAUUAUUGUGGCUUUUAUAAACAUGACAUUGUUUCUCCGAACUGAGAUGUCGCGAAAUACAGUAGAAGAUGGGGGGAUUUUCAUGGGUGCCCUUUUCUUUGCAGUCUUGAUGAUUAUGUUCAAUGGAUUCACAGAGCUUCCCAUGACCAUCUUCCAACUUCCAGUCUUUUACAAGCAAAGGGACCUUCUCUUCUUUCCCUCCUGGGCAUACUCUCUACCUAAAUGGAUCCUCAAGAUGCCAAUCGCAUUUGCUGAAGUUGGUGCCUGGGUGAUCAUGACUUAUUAUGUCAUAGGCUUUGAUCCAAACAUAGAAAGGUUCUUCAAGCAAUAUUUGCUACUGCUAUGCAUUCACCAGAUGGCUUCAGGACUUCUUCGGUUGAUGGCGGCAUUGGGAAGGAACAUCAUAGUUGCAAACACAUUUGGCUCAUUUGCAUUACUUGUAGUCAUGGUUUUGGGUGGAUUUGUCUUGUCAAAAGAUGAUGUGAAGACAUGGUGGGAAUGGGGUUAUUGGGUCUCACCUUUGAUGUAUGGGCAGAAUGCUAUUAGUGUGAAUGAAUUCCUUGGGAACAGCUGGAGACAUGUUCCGGCUAACUCAACAGAAUCAUUAGGAGUUCUAGUCUUGAAAGCUCGUGGGGUUUUCACAGAACCACACUGGUAUUGGCUGGGAGUAGGAGCUUUGAUUGGAUAUGUGCUCCUAUUCAAUUUCCUCUUCACUUUGGCUCUAUCAUAUCUAAAUCCAUUUGGGAAGUCUCAACCAAUUCUAUCCAAAGAGACCUUAACUGAGAAACAAGCUAACAGAACAGAAGAGUUGAUUGAGCUGUCACCAGAAACGGGAGCAAGAAUUCAAAGUGGAUCAUCCAGGUCAUUGUCUGCAAGAGUGGGCUCCAUUACUGAAGCUGACCAGAGCAGGAAAAGGGGAAUGGUUCUUCCUUUCGAACCUCUGUCUAUCUCUUUUGAUGAAAUCAGAUAUGCAGUGGACAUGCCACAGGAAAUGAAAGCACAAGGCAUCACUGAGGACAGAUUGGAACUUUUGAGAGGCGUGAGCGGUUCAUUCAGGCCAGGAAUCCUUACAGCCCUAAUGGGUGUUACCGGUGCUGGAAAAACUACUCUGAUGGAUGUAUUGGCCGGAAGAAAAACCAGUGGAUAUAUUGAAGGAAUUAUCAAAGUGUACGGGUACCCAAAGAAACAGGAAACUUUUGCUCGUGUGUUGGGAUAUUGUGAGCAAACUGAUAUCCACUCUCCUCACGUUACAGUCUAUGAGUCCUUGCUUUAUUCUGCAUGGCUUCGGUUACCUUCUGAAGUCGAUUCGGCAACCAGGAAGAUGUUCAUUGAGGAGGUUAUGGAGCUUGUGGAACUAAACUCAUUGAGGGAAGCACUUGUUGGAUUGCCCAGUGAAAAUGGUCUGUCAACAGAGCAGCGCAAGAGACUGACCAUUGCAGUUGAGCUUGUUGCCAACCCAUCUAUAAUAUUCAUGGAUGAGCCAACAUCUGGGCUUGAUGCCAGGGCAGCAGCAAUAGUGAUGAGAACAGUGAGGAACACAGUGGACACAGGAAGAACUGUAGUGUGCACCAUCCACCAGCCAAGCAUAGAUAUAUUUGAUGCCUUUGAUGAGCUACUUCUCUUGAAACGGGGAGGCGAAGAAAUUUACGCAGGCCCAAUAGGUCGCCAUUCUUCCCAUCUGAUCAAGUACUUUGAGGGAAUUAAUGGAGUUAGUAAGAUUAAAGAUGGUUAUAACCCAUCAACUUGGAUGUUAGAGGUGACUUCGGCAGCACAAGAGGUAGCUCUAGGAGUGAACUUCACUGAAGAAUACAAGAACUCAGAACUGUAUAGGAGAAACAAGGCAUUGAUCAAGGAACUGAGUUCACCCCCUCCAGGGUCAAAAGACCUUUACUUCUCAACUCAAUAUUCACAAUCUUUCUUCACACAAUGUUUGGCUUGCCUAUGGAAACAGCACUGGUCAUAUUGGAGAAACCCAGCAUACACUGCCGUGAGAUUGUUCUUCACAACCUUCAUAGCUUUAAUGCUUGGGACAAUAUUCUGGGAUUUUGGCUCCAAAAGGAAAAGGCAACAGGAUCUCUUCAAUGCAAUGGGUUCUAUGUAUGCUGCAGUUAUCUCCAUAGGGAUACAAAAUGCCUCAUCUGUACAGGCAGUUGUAGCCAUUGAGAGAACAGUCUUUUACAGAGAAAGAGCAGCUGGAAUGUAUUCACCUUUCCCAUAUGCCUUUGGACAGGUUAUGAUUGAGCUCCCACACAUAUUCAUCCAAACCAUCAUCUAUGGACUUAUAGUAUAUGCCAUGGUUGGGUUUGAGUGGACAGUCACUAAAUUCUUCUGGUAUCUUUUCUUCAUGUACUUCACCUUCUUAUACUUCACAUUCUAUGGGAUGAUGGCAGUAGCCAUUACUCCUAACCAACACAUCUCCGGCAUAGUUUCCUCUGCUUUCUAUGGAUUAUGGAACCUCUUCUCGGGAUUCAUCAUUCCGCACACAAGGAUUCCAGUGUGGUGGAAAUGGUACUUCUGGUCAUGUCCGGUGUCUUGGACUUUGUAUGGAUUGCUUGUCACACAAUUUGGGGACAUAAAGGAGAGGCUUGAGAGUGGGGAAAGAGUAGAAGAUUUCGUAAGGAGCUACUUUGGGUAUAGAAAUGACUUUGUGGGAGUUGUUGCAGGCAUCGUAGUUGGGAUAACUGUGCUGUUUGGAUUCAUCUUCGCCUACUCAAUCAGGGCUUUUAACUUCCAGAAAAGAUGAGAAUGACCCCAUGCAGAAGAAAUAUAUAUAGACACUUCUGUUUCAUGAAUCCUAGAGAUGUUAAAUUUGAAGACAGGAGCUUCAGUCUAGCUAUAUCCUAUUUAGGUUGCAGAGAUUUGUUCUUCUUUAUUUUGGUUUCUUAUUUUCAUUUGACAAUGAAGCCAAUUUAGUGGAAAAGCAUUAGAUCCAUGUAA